AGCGCGAGCAUGACAAAUUUGGACGGAAGCUGCCUUUUUGGGAUGGGAAAAACAAAAUAAGAUCCUCUGCACCCCCUGCUGUGAGUGAAUUCCAGGGCCCCUGCAUUUGGCUGGUUUUUACGUUGUGACUGGACUGGGUCUGGGGACUGUCUUUCCCAUCUGGAGUCCUGGCCCGGCCCCGCCGUUGCUGUCCGUCCGUCCGCCCUCCCGCCCCUCCCCGUUCCCGGCGUGAGUGACAGCUACGACGGCGACCUCCCGCAGACGCGCCUCGGGUUCGUUCUCGUUUGUGGCGUUGGACGUGAUGCAAUGCUCUGUUUUGGCCAACGUAACGCCCCCCACCACAGCGACACCGGCACGCGGGCAGAGAGGACGGAGCCCACGGGUGUAGCAAAGCAUAGCCGAGCCUAGCUUAGCCCGCUGGACGUACUUGUGGAGCGGAAGCCAUUGUUUGAGUUGUCAGCUAACAUGGCAAGACAGCAACGCCGGUUAGAAGGUGGCGGUCAUCCCACACGAUGAGUGCCGGCCGCCCGCCCGCAAGAGCUGCCACUUUCUCCCUCCCCGCUUUGGAUUUCUUAAAAGUAGCCCCCCGGAGAGAUGACGGACAGGAAUGAGCCCCCCUUCUUCAACGACAACCACAUGGAGGAGUUCCACGAGACUCUUCUGAUGUAUGACCCCAUCGAGCUGUUCAUCGAGACACUGACGGGGACCUGUUUCGAGCUGCGCGUCUUGCCUUUUGAGGCGAUCAUCUCCGUCAAGGCCAAGAUACAAGGGCUCGAGGGCAUCCCAGUUUCCCAACAACACCUCAUCUGGAACAACCUGGAGCUGGAAGAUGAACAAUGUCUACACGAUUACGGCAUUGAGGAGGGCUGCACUUUGAAGCUGGUCUUGGCUAUGAGGGGAGGUCCAGUCAACAACGGACGAGUAACAACGGAGGAUCCCAUGAAAGAAGUGGUGGACUCAAUAGAGGGCACCAAGGAAGACGCCUGGGAGAAAAACUUGGCCAACAAGCCGCUCACGUUCGUAGUCUACCGCGAAGGCGAUCAGAUCAACUUCUUCCGGGUGGUGGACAGGGGAGACACUACCCUUCCCCCUAUGUCAGAAUCGCUCAGCGCCGGCUCGGUGUGCAACAUGUGCACCAAAGAGGACAGCGGCGAGCUCGGCGCAGCCACGCACAGCCAAGAAAAUACCAUCACGAUGAGCAAAAUGAGGGCACUCAAAGCUAAGAUGGAAGACAUGAACAUCAACAAGAAGCCAAAGAAGACCACGAGUAAGGCAAAACCGAAUCCCCCCUCUGGCCCGCACCCGACGCCUUCUAUAACUCGACUCCACCGGGGCUUCCUGCGUUCGCUCCCGCAGAUAAAAAACCAGGCUCGCCAAUCCGCUGGGCAUCUGCCUCCCAUCGCGGAUCAAGAAUUCCCAGUCCCCAGACGGACGCCGUUCCCCUCGCCGCUUCGCUACACACUGGAAGAGGACCCCGGCUCACCCUUCGCCAGCAUUCGACCUCCUACCAAGAUUUCCCGUUUGGAUGUUGGAGGCGGCCGCCAGAUGGGGGGCUGCGUGUACCCUAAGCUUCCUCCACUGUGCGCGAGAGGAUCGCCCGAAACCGCGUUCGAGCCGGUCGGCGAGGCGGUCCGCUUGAGUUUAUUGGAGGAAUCCGGCAGACUGGUGGCGCCGUCGCAGUCUCCUGCCUUGUUCGGGAAAAUGGCGGACCCCUUGAGUUUGAAUUUGGACCCUCGGUCGGAAGAAUCUUGUAAAACCUUUGAUGGAGGGGCGCCGAUUUCCUCGACUUCACUCGGUACUUGGACCCUAAGAAACGGCGGCGCGGAUUUAACGCAACUGGGCGCUGCCUUGGGUUUAAGCCCCGCCUCCGGCUCCCCGAAGCCACUCCUCCAGCCUUAUGACACGCAGGUAAAACAGCGCAGCCCGUCAGGUCACACGGGGCGCCUUCGGGGUAGCGCUGCCGCUAAGGUGAAGUCGCCUGGCAAGCGGUCCAAUCUACUCACCAAGAGGGAAGCCAGAACCGUGACUAAGAUGGCCAAACAAGCCGACAGAGAGCAAGCCAUCAACUUGGACCUCCUGGCCUCGCUCUCUGCGAGGUCUGAGGACACCAAGACGGGAGGCCCGGGGGUUCAGCUGCCAGCCGCCACGCCGGUCACGCAGGGCGUCCCGGGCUCCAGGCUGCCCGGUCUCCCUCAGGCGAUUAACAAAGGUCUGGCGUCCAGCAGGGCAAUGGUGCCUCCAUUUAGAAGAGUUGGAACUCUGACGCACAACCUACCCCCGCUCAAGGCCCCCUCCGGCACCAAGAAAAAGAGUUCCAAGCACUGCUUCCUUUGUGGCAAGAAGACUGGUUUGGCCUCCAGCUACGAGUGCAGGUGCGGCAGCAACUUCUGUGCCGCUCACCGCUACGCAGAGACGCACGACUGCUCGUACGACUACAAAGGGGUGGGACGCCGCUUCCUGCGGGACAACAACCCGCUGGUCAGCGCUCCAAAGUUACCCAAGAUUUAGAAACUUAUUCCGAAAAAAGCGCGAACGGACCAUCCUAUUCACCGUCUUGUGCUUUUUACCCCCCCAUCCCAAUUUUUCUAACUACUCAAGUUAAGUGUUCCUUUUAUUUCAUGUGCAGGUACGUUGUUUGUUUCCAGGCAAAAAAAAAAUCUCAGCCAGAUGCACUUUAGAAAUAACAAACAUUUACACUUCGAUACAAGGGUGAGGGGUAAUUUUAUUGAGUUUUGAGUUUUUCCCCUCACGAGCUCUUAAUUCUCUCAGUGUCAUUGACGGUGAUAGACGUCCAAUGACAUAGCUCUUUAAAAAAAAUGAUACUCUUCCAUUUGAACUGAGAGGGAUGCAAAUGGAUUGGACAUCUUAUCGCCGUCAAUGGCAGACGAUGAGUCCAGAGACGAUAUUUAUUCAGAAAGUAUUUAAAGUCUGCAGUUUGUGUCUGUGUGGACGCCAGUCAUAACUGUAUCAUUUAAAUGUGUUAAGUCACGGUGGUUGCCAAAAUGGUGUUUUUUUUUUUUGUUUUGUUUUUUUUUUAAUGUUGCAAAAAUCACAACUGCAGGGGUUUGACUGAAUAAAAGUUUUUUUCCCCGUA
Corythoichthys intestinalis (scribbled pipefish) is the source of this 3094-nucleotide messenger RNA. It is a transcript of the gene zfand4, whose product is annotated as zinc finger, AN1-type domain 4. NCBI's taxonomy places the organism in Eukaryota, Metazoa, Chordata, Actinopteri, Syngnathiformes, Syngnathidae. Gene Ontology annotation, molecular function: protein binding; zinc ion binding. The transcript is spliced from 10 exons. The record is from RefSeq and is a predicted model, not a curated record. Bases 595 to 2508 code for a protein of 637 amino acids.